This is a messenger RNA of Pochonia chlamydosporia 170, 195 nucleotides long. RefSeq lists its product as hypothetical. The record is from RefSeq and is a predicted model, not a curated record. NCBI's taxonomy places the organism in Eukaryota, Fungi, Ascomycota, Sordariomycetes, Hypocreales, Clavicipitaceae. Bases 1 to 195 code for a protein of 64 amino acids. The transcript has a single exon.
AUGCAUGUGCAUAUGCGAACUGGUCACAAAAAGGGCUCCCAACAUGGUGGCAUUGAAAUGGCAACUGGACCCUCAUCUGAUGAAAUAAUACACAUCCCAGCUCCAUCUCAGCUCCCACACCACAAAAUGAGAGUAGCACAGGUGGUUGGGAGAGGGAAAAGCCUGACUAAAGCACACAAACCAAGGCACAGAUGA